AGCACAUAACGAUUCAUAUAUACAAGACGCAGACUCAGCAAUUGCUUACUUUUCGAACCUGUGCUAUCUUACGUAUCGCUUGAAGUUGAUUAUUAGUUUUUAGUAUUCUUGUGUGUUGAGUCAUAUCAACCAAACUGAACAGCAAAACCCUGAAACGCAAAAUGAUGGAAACCAUGUCUCUUAAUCCGGAACAGUUUUACAAACCUGAAAAGAAGGACGAGAAACCUCAGCUGAAACUCAACUUGAAUCUCGGCAUGGAUGAUCGAUGGAACUCUGUGCAUCUUUCAUCUCCCGACCUCAAAAAGAUCGCUAUCAAUACACCUGAGCUAGAGAAGAUGGCAUUCAACAGCUUGAACAACUACAGCACCUCAAUGCCUCCCCCGUAUUCUUCACAUCACGAUGAUGCGCCAGUCCAAGGACCCACCCUUGUCGAAGAAGACCCAGAUCAAGUUUCCAGAGGAUUCAUCGCCGCUCUCAGAGACAUUCACAACCAACACGAUUUCAAAUCUGAGACCUUCAACAUCCCAGCUACAGUUGCUGGCCCCGCUGUCUCCUACGCCGGAGAAAACCCUUACUCCAAACCUCAGAUCCCAGAGUGCUCGCAGAGCUGGCCCAACUUCUCAGUUCCAGUGUCUAACUACAACAGCUACACCCAGCUCCACCAGCCCCAGUACAUCUCCAGCCAGCCUUCCUACAUGCCCGAACAGCUGCCUCAGUACGAUCUGCCCGAGUCAAAGCUUGACUCCUUUAUCCCUGACCCAUCCCAGAUCGACAAGCUCAACCUGACGACUGCCCAGAAGCUGAACAUCUACACCCAGAUUCCAAUACACGAGGUUGCAGAUCCAGAGCUUCAGGAGCGACUGAAGAGUGAGAGAAAGAAGAUGAGGAACAGGAUCGCAGCCAGCAAGUGCAGAAAGAGGAAGCUCCAGAAAGAAGCUGAACUCGAGGACAAAGUGAAGAUUCUGAAGAAGAAGAACGGUGAUCUCUCGACCCAACUACAGGGAUUGAGGGAAGAAGUUAAAGGAUUGAAAGUAAAGAUUAUGUCCCACGUUCAUGCUGGGUGCAACAUAAAGCCCUUCUCUCUGAACGUAACGACGACAGACAGUGAAAUGCCGCCCACCUCACAGCGUACCCUCAAUAGUAUGGUCGGAGUGACCACCCCAGUCGGCAACGGAGCCCUACCUAUCGGACAUUCAGCGGCAACGACGCCCGUUGUCAGCUUACCUAGCAUGCAUCUGGUGUAAUGUUUUAACGUGAUUUUAAUUUAUUACUGUACCAGCCUCUGUGAUGGGAGGUUGAAUUAACACUGAAUAGGUGCAUUCUGUUGCCAUGGUGGCACCUGCUUGUCGUCAUGGUAACCCAGUUUUCAUGCUGAACAAAGAGAAAGGGACUAAUAUCACGCGGUCUGAAAUAUUUGCUUUAUAUUGUGAGCGCUCGAGACGUGUUGUACUCUCUAUUUUUAAUUUUGUAGAUUUGUGAUGCUAAACAAAUGGUACCCUCUCGAACUCCAAAUAUAAUAUAUGAUAUAUAUGUCGGCUCUGUGAAGAGCAGCUUGGCUAUUCCAGAAUGAUAAACCUUGAACGAUUUCCUUUGUCAGUUAUUUUUGAAAUCGAUCUUUUCCUCGAGCUUGUCUCCAUGGCAACUCGUACAUCUGGAAUAGUAGGCUGUCUUACAACUGAUUAUAAUGCAGUGGUGGUAAGAUGUUGAAGCCACUUUGAUCUUGAUAUACAUAUCUUCAUGAAGGAAGAAUUACAUUGAUUUAGAACCAUUUUCCAGAUUUGAGGACAGUCCCGGACCCAGAAUAUUAAUUACUGAUUUGCAACUAUUUGUACUAUUUGAACAGAUUUGUGUACAUUUAUCGGCUGAUUGUUAUUUUUGAGAAAAAUUUUUGGUUGAAAGUAAGACGAUAUAUUUUGAUCAUAAUUUUUGCCAUUAUAAAAUUUCGAAUUUCGAAUUGAGAGAAUGAAAUAUCACGUAGCACGUGUGUAAGUGUCUGUGUGUUUGUGAGUGUGUUUGAGUGUGAGUGGUAAUCUUGUUUUCCCCGUGUUUUGUGUGUGUUUGCAAACAAAAACUCCCAAGUAAAGCUGCACAGUGCCCGAGUCACAAUUAUUACACAACACGUUUUCUUUCCGAGCUCUCGUCAUUACGACACAUUCCAUCGCUAAUCAAAUCAUUUCGUCCCUCUGAAUAUUGUGACCUGGUGCUACCCGGGCACUGUAAUCCCCUGCCGGCCUCCCGGCAAACAAAGCAUAAAACAUAUUCCGGCAUGCUCCUGGGAUUGUUUAAUCCCACGACGGAGCACUAAACUUACAAGAGGUAGGGGCUAUUCUGCUCCUACUGAUCACCCGUUAUUAUAGCCUGAAAUCCUGUUAGCUCCGUUUUUAAAGAUUUGCUCGACUACAGCUCCCCAUGGGACACAUGAUUGGAUUUUGCAGCUCGGAAUCAGGCUAUAUAAGGGAUUAAACUUCUGCAUUGUGAUUUAUGUGGUUGUAGAAAAAAAAAACAUGCCACUGCUGCCUAGCACCCUAAAUAAUAAAGCUUGUAACUAAAGCUGCAGCAUUUAACAAUUCGCUGCAACAUUAUAGCUGAGCGAAUUUGUAUGAGGGAUUCUGUGCCGCUCUAAUAAAAACAAACAUUUUUGUCUGUUGAAGUGUGUGUGUGUGUUGUAUUGUGAAGUUUGACCCAACAAAAAUAUUGUGUGAGCUGCCUGCUACGCUGAAAAAUAGUUAAAAUGUCACCAGCUUUUGUAUUCUAUCCAGCUGAAAAUUAUGAUCAACAAAACGUUCCUAUAUUUUUAUAUUACGUCGAUGUUUUCUACACAUUAUGCCAGAUUUUUUGAAGUGCACCCAUGCAUAAUUACGAUUUAAAUACCCAUUGCUCAUGCUAUCCGCACAGUGCCAUAUUUUUUAAUUUUGACUAAAAAAUAAGCAAGCUGUAUUUACUUGUUAUGUUAAUUUAACCGCACCUUUCAAGACAUUCUCAAAAUAUAUUUUACGCAUUUUGAUUUCUUCAUAUGGCUAAGAAAAAUGCUGAGAGCUUAUUAAAGCUGUUAUUGUUAACAUGUAUUUAUGGUUAAAGAUGUUAUUUGAAUUUGUGAUUUUUACUCCAUGAUAUGUGAUGAUAAUGAUAUGUUGUGUACUUUUUUUUGAGGAAAACGGCAGUUUCUAAUAUAUUUUUACGAAAAAAAACUGAUUAUCAGUUCUGAAAAAACAAAUCCGCAUGAUGCUCCCACCAUGAAAUAUUAUGAACAGUUACUUUCUGUGCCUAGCAGUAUCUUUUUCCGAUCUGAACGUUUCCCGGAAGUAUCUUGCAAUGUUUUUUAUCGUGGGCUUAUAAUAACCAUGAGUGACUUACAGGAAUAUUGUGUGAAUAUAUUAGACGGAAUAUUUUGACAGAAAAAUUACAUUGUUACCAUAUAUUAUGUGCUGGAACACUUGUGACAUUUAA
Molecule: messenger RNA, 3447 nt
Organism: Bolinopsis microptera
Lineage: Eukaryota; Metazoa; Ctenophora; Tentaculata; Lobata; Bolinopsidae
Product: transcription factor Jun-like
Exons: 1
Coding region: 162-1244 (360 amino acids)
Biological process (GO): regulation of cell cycle; regulation of cell population proliferation; regulation of transcription by RNA polymerase II
Cellular component (GO): transcription regulator complex
Molecular function (GO): RNA polymerase II cis-regulatory region sequence-specific DNA binding; transcription factor binding; DNA-binding transcription factor activity, RNA polymerase II-specific
Source: RefSeq, a predicted model, not a curated record